AGGUGGCAGAAUUUUCCAAUUUGAUAGAUGGGAUGGCGCUUACACAUGUAGCUAGCUAGUUAGUUAGCUAGAGUCUAACUUUUGAUUUGCAGGUUAAAUGGUUUUUUUUCCAUAAUGGGGAAGCGGGAUAAUAGAGUGCCAUACUUGAAUCCAAUUGCUGCAGCCAGAGCCAGAGGACCUGCACCCGUCACAGGUCCAACCAUACAGGAUUAUCUCAGCAGGCCUCGACCAACAUGGGAGGAGGUGAAGGAGCAGCUGGAGAAGAAGAAGAAAGGCUCAAGAGCCUUGGCUGACUUUGAGGAGAAAAUGAAUGAGCGAUGGAGGAAGGAAUUGGAAAAAAACAGAGAGAAGUUACUUGGUGGAACUGAAAAGAAGGAAAAAGAGAAAGAUAAGGAGAAGAAGGAGAAGAAAGAGAGAGAAAAAAAAAAGAAGAAGGAAAAGAAAAAAUUGAGUAGGCAUUCUUCGUCUUCUUCCUCCUCCUCAUCGAGUUCUGAUUCCUCCAGCAGUUCAUCAUCCGAAUCUGAAGAUGAGGGUGAAAGGAAGAGUAUGAGAAAGAAGCGGAAAAGAAAGCGUUCCUCAGCACGGAGAACAUCCGAAGAUUCUGCCGCCGAGUCGGAAGCAGACAGCAAAGAAUCAUCCAAGAAGAAGAUGAAGAAAAUAAAGGAAGAGGGAGAGAAGGAUAAGGAUGGAAAAGACAGUCAGAAGAAAAAGAAGUCUGAGAAAAGCCCUUCUGAGUCUUCAGACCAGGUCGAAUUAGAUGGUGAUGUUGAAUCCAAAAAGAAAAAAAACACUGGUGAAGAGAAGGAGAGGUCCACAGACAAAUCAAAGAAAAAGAAAAAGAAGAGGCAUAAGAAGCACAGCAAAAAGAAGAAGAAAAGGACGUCUGGAUCAGAGUUAGAUUAG
Electrophorus electricus (electric eel) is the source of this 903-nucleotide messenger RNA. Lineage: Eukaryota; Metazoa; Chordata; Actinopteri; Gymnotiformes; Gymnotidae. The record is from RefSeq and is a predicted model, not a curated record.